Molecule: messenger RNA, 3474 nt
Organism: Lodderomyces orthopsilosis Co 90-125
Lineage: Eukaryota; Fungi; Ascomycota; Pichiomycetes; Serinales; Debaryomycetaceae
Gene: CPA2
Product: carbamoyl-phosphate synthase (glutamine-hydrolyzing)
Exons: 1
Coding region: 1-3474 (1157 amino acids)
Biological process (GO): L-citrulline biosynthetic process; 'de novo' pyrimidine nucleobase biosynthetic process; UTP biosynthetic process
Cellular component (GO): cytoplasm; cytosol
Molecular function (GO): aspartate carbamoyltransferase activity; ATP binding; dihydroorotase activity
Source: RefSeq, a predicted model, not a curated record
AUGAUGUUGAGAAAUAAUAUCAAACUAUUAUCAAGCGGGCUCAAACUUUUACCAAGAGCAUCGAUACCAGUACAAAGAUUUAACUUCGCUACAAGCGCAGACACCCAUGAGAACAAGAGCAUCCCAUCGAUAAAUGAUGAAGCAUUGAAAUAUGCUGGUGGUGAUUUGUUGAAGAAAUUCAAAGACGAACACGCACACAAGCUAGUCGAUGUUUCUAAAGUGCUCGUGAUUGGAUCUGGCGGUUUAUCUAUUGGGCAAGCUGGUGAAUUCGAUUAUUCAGGGUCACAAGCUAUUAAGGCAUUGAAAGAGGCUAACAAACAAUCUAUUCUAAUAAACCCAAAUAUUGCCACGAAUCAAACUUCUCAUGCGUUAGCUGAUGAAAUUUACUAUUUGCCAGUGACACCAGAAUACAUUACCUAUAUAAUUGAAAGAGAAAGGCCAGAUGGUAUUUUAUUAACAUUUGGCGGUCAAACAGGAUUGAACGUCGGUGUAAAGCUAGACAAGAUGGGUGUUUUUGAUAGAUACGGUGUCAAGGUUUUAGGAACACCAAUCAAAACUUUGGAAACUUCUGAGGACCGUGAUUUAUUCGCUCAAGCAUUAAAGGAAAUUGACAUACCAAUUGCUGAAUCCAUUGCUGUUGAAACUGUCGAUGAUGCUUUAAAAGCUGCUGAUUCAGUUGGGUAUCCAAUUAUUGUCAGGUCGGCUUACUCAUUAGGUGGUCUUGGCUCUGGAUUUGCUGCUAACAAGGAUGAAUUAAAAAAUUUAGCUGCUCAAUCACUUUCCUUGGCACCACAAAUUUUGGUCGAAAAAUCAUUGAAAGGCUGGAAGGAAGUAGAGUAUGAAGUCGUUCGUGACCGUGUUGGAAACUGUAUCACUGUUUGUAAUAUGGAAAACUUUGAUCCUUUGGGUAUCCAUACUGGUGACUCCAUUGUUGUUGCUCCAUCACAAACUUUGAGUGACGAAGAAUACCAUAUGUUGAGAACUGCUGCAAUUAAAAUUAUUAGACAUUUGGGUGUGGUUGGUGAAUGUAAUGUUCAAUAUGCAUUGCAACCAGAUGGUUUGGAUUUCAGGGUCAUUGAAGUGAAUGCUCGUUUGUCACGUUCUUCAGCCUUGGCUUCGAAGGCUACUGGAUACCCAUUGGCAUAUACUGCUGCCAAGAUCGCCCUAGGUCACACUUUACCUGAGUUGCCAAACCCUGUUACCAAAACCACAUCGGCAAACUUUGAGCCAUCUUUGGAUUACAUUGUCACCAAGAUUCCACGUUGGGACUUGUCGAAAUUCCAACACGUCAAGCGUGAUAUUGGAUCGGCAAUGAAGUCGGUCGGCGAGGUUAUGGCUAUUGGAAGAAAUUUUGAGGAAUCUUUCCAAAAAGCAAUUAGACAAAUUGAUCCUUCAUAUAUCGGUUUUCAAGGGGACUAUUUUGAGAACUUGGACGAGACUUUGCAAAACCCCACUGACAGAAGAUGGUUAGCCGUUGGACAAGCUUUGUUACAUGAAAACUAUUCGGUUGAUAAAGUUCAUGAUUUGACAAAAAUUGAUAAAUGGUUUUUGUACAAAUUGAUGAACAUUGUAAAUAUGUACCGCGAAUUGGAAUUUGUAGGUGGAUUGUCAAACGUUAAUAGCGAUUUGAUGAGUCGUGCCAAGAAAUUGGGAUUUUCAGAUAAGCAAAUUGGUCUUUGUGUUGGAGCAUUGGAAUUGGAAGUGAGGAAAGUGAGGAAGGAUUAUGGUAUUAUUCCAUUUGUAAAGAAGAUUGACACAUUGGCGGCUGAAUUCCCAGCAAAUACCAACUACUUGUACACCACCUACAAUGCCACUAGCUCUGAUAUUGAUUUCAAUGAUAAAGGUACAUUGGUGUUGGGCUCUGGUGUUUAUAGAAUUGGUUCCUCCGUUGAAUUUGAUUGGUGUGCCGUGUCGACUGCUCGUGCAUUGAGAGAAAGUGGUAAAAAGACAAUAAUGAUCAACUAUAAUCCGGAAACUGUAUCUACUGAUUUCGACGAAGUUGACAGGUUAUACUUUGAGGAAUUGUCAUUGGAAAGGGUAUUGGAUAUUUACGAAUUGGAACACUCAUCCGGUGUUGUUGUCUCAGUGGGAGGCCAAUUACCACAAAAUAUCGCAUUGUCAUUACAAAGCAAUGGUUGUAAUGUUCUUGGAACCAACCCAGAAGAUAUUGAUAAAGCUGAGGAUCGUCACAAGUUCUCCCAGAUUCUUGACUCUAUUGGAGUAGAUCAACCAGCAUGGAAAGAAUUAACUUCAAUUGAGGAAGCCGAAAUCUUUGCCGAUGAAGUAGGAUAUCCAGUACUUGUGCGUCCUUCAUACGUUUUAUCUGGAGCUGCAAUGUCAGUCAUCAAGAGCAAAGAUGAAUUGGACGCGAAAUUAUCAAACGCUUCGAAGGUCUCACGCGAUCAUCCAGUUGUUAUCUCCAAAUUCAUUGAAGGUGCACAAGAAAUUGAUAUUGAUGCUGUUGCAAAUGAAGGUCAAGUCUUGGUUCAUGCUGUUUCUGAGCAUGUUGAAAAUGCAGGUGUUCACUCUGGAGAUGCCACUUUGGUUUUACCUCCACAAAAUUUAUCAGCAGUUUUGUUGAACCGUUUGAAAACCAUUGCAGAUAAGGUUGCCGAAGCUUGGAAAAUCACGGGACCAUUCAAUAUGCAAAUUAUCAAAAAUGACCAAGACGGAACCCUUGAUGAUGAAGGUUGUGAAUUAAAGGUUAUUGAAUGUAAUAUUCGUGCAUCCCGUUCUUUCCCAUUCGUUUCAAAAGUGCUUGGUAUCAACUUUAUUGAUGUCGCUGUAAAAGCCCUCAUAAAAGAAGGCGUCCCACAACCUGUCAAUCUUAUGGACCAAAAAUACGACCGUGUUGCUACUAAGGUACCGCAAUUCUCAUUUACUAGGUUGGCAGGCGCAGAUCCAUUCUUGGGAGUUGAGAUGGCAUCUACAGGUGAGGUUGCUUGUUUUGGUAGAGAUUUACGUGAAGCUUACUGGACUAGUAUGCAAUCAACUAUGAAUUUCCAUGUGCCAUUACCUGGGCAAGGUAUUUUGUUUGGUGGUGAUUUAGGCAAUGAUAAGCUUGGAAAUGUCGCCAAAGAGUUGUCUGGAUUAGGUUACAACUUUUACACUGCUAGUCAACCAGUAGCAGAUUAUAUUUCUAAGAAUGUUUCCGAGCCAGUUGAAGUAAUUGAUUUCCCUAAAACAGAUAAACGUGCUUUACGUGAAAUUUUCCAGGACAAAAACAUUGGCGCUGUAUUUAACUUAGCCAAGUCAAGAGCCCAAGAUUUGUUGGAUGAGGAUUAUGUAAUGAGAAGAAAUGCCAUUGAUUUCGCCAUUCCAUUGUUCAAUGAGCCAAACACAUCACAGUUAUUUGCUUCUUGUUUGAAGGUAAAGAUUCAAAAUAAAACUAAAUUUGAUGAAGUUCCCCAAAAUGUUGUUGUCCCAGAGGAAGUUCAAAGAUGGAGCGAAUUUAUUGGCGGUAAGCCAGUAUAA